GCUAUGGAGGCGGCGGCGGUUGAUGGUUGACCGUUGGCUCCAGGGUAGGGGUCGCCGCUCGGGCGAUCCGCUCAGACCCGACCAGAGCGCGCCGGCUGCUGACGCUCGGCCUGGAGCCCGCGGGCGAGACCUAGCUCGGAUCCGCCAUGCCGGCGGGGAGUACCGAGUCGGACGGCGUCCUCCGCUAUCAGAGACCAGAUGAAGAAGCUGUGGUGGAUCAGGGGGGGACCAGCACAAUCCUCAACAUUCACUAUGAGAAAGAAGAGUUGGAAGGUCACAGAACUCUGUACGUGGGGGUUCGGAUGCCGCUGGGCCGGCAGAGCCAUCGGCACCACCGAGCCCAUGGCCAGAAGCACCGGAGACGAGGGCGGGGCAAAGGAGCCAGCCAGGGGGAGGAAGGCCCAGAGGCCCUGGCCCACGACACACCGUCUCAGCGUGUUCAGUUCAUUCUCGGCACCGAGGAAGAUGAAGAGCAUGUGCCUCACGAGCUGUUCACAGAGCUGGAUGAGAUCUGCGUGAAAGAGGGAGAGGAUGCCGAGUGGAAGGAGACAGCCAGGUGGCUGAAGUUUGAAGAAGAUGUUGAGGACGGAGGAGAACGCUGGAGCAAGCCUUAUGUGGCGACCCUUUCAUUGCACAGUCUCUUUGAGUUACGGAGCUGCCUUAUUAAUGGAACGGUCCUUCUGGACAUGCGUGCAAAUAGCAUAGAAGAAAUUUCAGACCUGAUCCUGGACCAGCAAGAACUGUCCAGUGACCUGAAUGACAGCAUUAGGGUUAAAGUACGGGAAGCCCUUCUCAAAAAGCAUCAUCAUCAGAAUGAAAAGAAGAGAAAUAACCUCAUUCCCAUUGUUCGCUCCUUUGCUGAGGCUGGCAAGAAGCAGUCUGAUCCACAUUCCAUGGAUAAGAAUGGUCAAACAGUGUCUCCUCAGUCUGUCCCAGCUACAAAUCUUGAAGUAAAAAAUGGAGUGAAUUGUGAACACAGCCCCGUGGAUUUAAGCAAGGUGGACCUUCAUUUCAUGAAAAAAAUCCCCACUGGGGCCGAGGCCUCGAACGUCCUGGUUGGGGAGGUGGAUUCUCUGGACCACCCCAUCGUUGCCUUUGUGAGGCUGUCUCCAGCUGUUCUUCUCUCAGGCCUGACAGAAGUGCCCAUCCCAACAAGAUUUUUGUUUAUCCUUCUGGGUCCAGUAGGGAAAGGUCAGCAGUACCAUGAGAUUGGCAGAUCCAUGGCCACCAUCAUGACAGAUGAGAUUUUUCAUGAUGUGGCAUAUAAGGCAAAAGAACGAGAUGAUCUCCUGGCGGGGAUUGACGAGUUUCUAGACCAGGUGACCGUGCUCCCUCCAGGGGAGUGGGACCCCUCCAUUAGAAUCGAGCCACCCAAAAACGUCCCUUCCCAGGAGAAAAGGAAAAUGCCUGGAGUCCCAAAUGGAAAUGUUUGCCACAUAGACCCAGAACCACAUGGGGGCCACAGCGGGCCAGAACUGCAGCGCACCGGGCGGCUGUUUGGGGGCUUGGUGCUGGACAUCAAACGGAAGGCCCCCUGGUACUGGAGCGACUACCGGGAUGCACUCAGCUUACAGUGUUUGGCCUCCUUUCUGUUCCUGUACUGUGCCUGCAUGUCACCUGUCAUCACCUUUGGGGGAUUGCUCGGAGAAGCCACUGAGGGACGCAUAAGUGCAAUUGAAUCCUUGUUUGGAGCCUCCAUGACCGGGAUCGCCUAUUCCUUGUUUGCGGGACAGGCUCUCACCAUCCUGGGAAGUACUGGGCCAGUGCUUGUGUUUGAAAAGAUUUUGUUCAAAUUCUGCAAAGACUAUGCUCUUUCAUACCUCUCCCUGCGAGCUUGUAUUGGGCUGUGGACCGCCUUCCUGUGCAUUGUCCUUGUGGCAACUGAUGCCAGUUCCCUUGUCUGCUACAUUACCCGCUUCACUGAAGAAGCAUUUGCCUCCCUGAUUUGCAUUAUUUUCAUCUAUGAAGCAAUAGAAAAGUUGAUUCACCUGGCGGAGACCUACCCCAUCCACAUGCACAGCCAGCUGGACCACCUUAGCCUGUAUUACUGCAGGUGUUCCCUCCCAGAGAAUCCAAACAAUCACACUCUGCAGUACUGGAAGGACCACAACAUCGUGACAGCAGAAGUCCACUGGGCUAACCUGACUGUUAGCGAAUGCCAGGAGAUGCAUGGAGAGUUCACGGGAUCUGCGUGUGGCCAUCACGGACCCUAUACUCCUGAUGUGCUCUUUUGGUCCUGCAUUCUCUUCUUCACCACCUUCAUCCUCUCGAGCACCUUAAAGACAUUUAAGACAAGCCGCUAUUUUCCAACCAGAGUGCGCUCCAUGGUGAGUGACUUUGCUGUUUUCCUUACUAUCUUCACAAUGGUGAUUAUUGACUUUUUGAUUGGAGUCCCGUCACCAAAGCUUCAAGUUCCCAGUGUGUUCAAGCCAACAAGGGAUGAUCGAGGGUGGAUUAUUAGUCCCAUCGGCCCCAACCCCUGGUGGACUGUGAUAGCUGCAGUUAUCCCAGCUCUUCUCUGCACUAUCUUAAUAUUCAUGGACCAGCAGAUCACAGCUGUCAUCAUUAACAGGAAGGAACACAAGCUUAAGAAAGGCUGUGGCUACCACCUGGACCUGCUGAUGGUGGCCAUCAUGCUGGGUGUCUGCUCCAUCAUGGGCCUACCCUGGUUUGUGGCUGCAACUGUCUUGUCCAUCACACACGUGAACAGCCUAAAACUGGAAUCUGAGUGCUCUGCUCCUGGGGAACAGCCCAAGUUCUUAGGCAUCCGAGAGCAAAGAGUGACAGGCCUUAUGAUCUUUGUGCUGAUGGGCUGCUCAGUCUUCAUGACGGCUAUAUUGAAGUUCAUCCCGAUGCCAGUACUCUAUGGCGUUUUCCUCUACAUGGGCGUUUCUUCUCUACAGGGAAUUCAGUUCUUUGACCGUCUGAAGCUCUUUGGGAUGCCUGCAAAGCACCAGCCAGACUUUAUCUACCUGCGGCACGUGCCACUGCGCAAGGUGCACCUCUUCACCCUCAUCCAGCUCACCUGCCUUGUCCUGCUCUGGGUCAUCAAGGCGUCUCCAGCUGCCAUUGUCUUUCCAAUGAUGGUUUUGGCCUUGGUCUUUGUCAGGAAAGUCAUGGAUCUCUGUUUCUCUAAGCGAGAGCUGAGCUGGUUAGAUGAUCUCAUGCCUGAAAGCAAAAAGAAGAAGUUGGACGAUGCCAAAAAGAAGGCCAAGGAGGAAGAGGAGGCAGAGAAAAUGUUAGAAAUGGGAGGAGACAAGUUCCCCUUAGAGAGCAGGAAGUUACUCAUUAGUCCUGGAAAGAGCAACAGUUUCAGAUGUGACCCCUCUGAGAUUAAUAUAUCUGAUGAAAUGCCUAAAACCACAGUCUGGAAAGCUCUCAGUAUGAAUUCUGGAAAUACAAAGGAAAAGAGUCUCUUCAACUAAAAGUCUUUGCUGGGAUGGAAGAUUUGGGCCAUGAGGUGCCUCAGGGAAGUUCUGGUCACAGAGAAGAUGGUGAAUCUCUCAGAGAAGAAGCAAGACCAAGUCUGGCCCCGUCCUUGGUCUCCUCAAAGCCAUGUGGAGCAUUCAGUUAUUCGUGGUGUGCAUUGCAGGACGUCCAGCUAUCCCAUACCACCAGCCAGUCACCAGACGCGAACGUGGAAGCAGAAGACCAACUCCUGUUGGUACUUCUCUUUCUUCUCUUUCUCUUCAGAACUGCCACCAUCGAAUACCCAGCUUCCCAUUUUCCAGACAUUUUCUCUGAAACUCUCUGCUGGCCUGCCAAGCCGUAUGGAUCCAUUCUGCCACUGAGGAUUCCUUCAGUGAGGGCUCUCUUCCUAAAAGAUGGGGUGGGGGAGUAGGAGGAGAGCAGGGAGAAAAGGGAACGCUCUCCAGUCCCAUAGUGUUUGCAGGCUGCUGGGCAGCCCUGGGCCUUGUUGGAUUGCCUACUCUAGGGGAUGCUGGUCAGACCCAGGGGCUGUCAGGAGGUUUGCUCAGUGACCUGGGCAUUGGCAGUGCCCACCACUACAGCCAGAAGAUGCUUCUGACCCGAGUGCGUCCUCAUUGCUCCCUAGCAGUAGCCUGCAUAAUUCAGUGAGAACCUUGGAUGAUGAAAGGGCCAAGAGGGACCCUGGAGUUGCUGAGCUUCAGCAGGAAGACGCUCAGGGGGAAAUCAAUCAUGAUAAGUGAGGAAGAGCAGCCUCUCUUGGUUUCCUUGAGGGUGGAGUAAGAGAAUGAGCUUAAAUUGCCACAGAAGGAAUUAGUUUAGACACCAGGAAGGACUUUCUUGCCUGAAGGUCUGUCGUAGUGUCUGCUUUCUAGAUCUCUGGGAAGGUUUGAUAAGAGUUGUUUGUGAGUAGAGAGGGAGGUAAGGUGUUUUUAUUGCCCUGUUGUGGAAACCUUCAUGUCUUGCUGCUGUCUCUUGAGGACACAGUCUGAUUCCAUUCCUGGAGAGAUCCAAGUGCUUGCGUAAUGUCUCCUUAGUUGCCUUAGUAGCGAACCAUCAAUGGACCAAAACCACCUCAGCCAUGUGGUUUCUUCAUCGUCAUGGAUUUCUUUUGGUUGACAAACGUUCUGCCUCUCAGAUGUGAAAAGCCACACUGGGAAAUUAACUGGAAGUGGUGAAAUUAAUUUUGGUAUUUAGUUUAAAACUGACUCAUAGUUAUUCUCUUCUCUUCUCUGUCACCAUGAAUAUCAAGGGUUUGGGCUCCACUGUACAUAGACUUUCUCUUCCUUUGUGCACAGAAUGUCAUUAGCAAGCAUGUCGGUACCCAGGGAAUCCGAUCUUAUCAGUUUUCCAUCCUGGAAAAUCUCUGUACAGUGGGACAUUCCCCCAAUGUGCUUUCCCUUCCUAGACGAAGAGUUGGCUAUAUCACUGUAUUGAAUUUUGCAUUCCUUAGACUCUUGAGACAUGUUAGUGUCUUACUCUAAAGAUCUUUGAUGUUGAAGGAACCCUGCGUUUCUUUCAUACUUCCCUAUCUCUUAGAGCCAUAACCAUUUUAAUACAGAGAUGAUUUUCAAAAUAUUUAACAACUGGUACAGGAGGGCCACCAACCACUCAGAACGGGUGCCUGCUGUAAACAAGCAGCGUGUGUGGCCUCACCGGUGCCUAUUGGCUGAACGUCAUGCUGUUUUCAGAUAUUCAAAUGAUAUCCCUUUGAAUUGCGGAUAUUUUUCCUGGUUUGUCUGAUUUCUACUCACAAGGCUGUUUUAGGGACAGCCGGCUUCCUCUCAUAUGGUGCAGACAGGAACAGGAAUGUGUCCUUUUUGAAGUAUAUGGGCAUUAAAAUCUUUGUGAGCCAAAGCUUCACAUUUUGUCACUUUAGCGUAAAUGUAGUAAUGGUACCCAUACCUACCUAAUUUAGAAAAAUAAAAGGCAACCUGUCAGUUAAAAAGCUUUCUUGCUGCCUUUCCUGUCUCUCUGGCUGCUUCCUUGAACUUGCCUCCUUUUUCAUCUUAUUUGUUCCCUGAGAACAUCCCCCCUUUCUUCCUCCAUCUUGCCGCUCCCAUCUUUUCCUGCCACCUCUGCAGAGGGAGGACGGUGGCUGCGUCCCCUGUUCCCCUAGCCUCAGCGUGGCGGUAAGGAAUGUAACGGAGAGUCCAUCAGUCAACAGAACUAGGUGACAAUAUCACUGUGUAGGCUGGGCUUCUUGAGAGAAGGGCGCCUGUCUUUGUGAACUCUGUGCGGUGUGGUUAUAGGACCACAUGUGCACUUUCCUGAGCCAGACCCUCCUAGGUCACUGCGCCUCAGGACCAUUAGCUGCUCUGGAAGGCUGUGCCAAGGCUUUUAGGCCAUUAGGUUUUUCUUAAACAGUAGCCAGCCUCAUUUUUGCUACAUCUCAGUGGUAGGAACCAUUCCCUCCCCUUACUCUCUCCUCUUUCCCAAGUCCCGUGAAGCACUCAGCCCCAGUGCUGGCUGCUUCCUUGCUCAGGUCUGUGGCUGUGACCAUGACGGCAGCGUUUGGGGUGGGAAACUGGGAGGCGAGGUGGAGCGGCAGCAGCAUUUGUGUAUGUGUGAGUGUGUGCACAUGCCUGUGUUUGUCCACAAACGAGAGUGUAUCUGUAAGAUUUCACUGCUGCUGCUAAGCAGCCUUGUGCACCUGAAGUGUGGGGGCAUCAGAAGAAUAUUACCGUUCUCCCUUCUGUGGUCUACCCCUUUCAGACUUCCCUGAUGGAAUAGCUUGAGGACAAAUAUAGGCAGAUUAGUCUAUAGAAAAAGGUGUUGAAGCUCAACAUUAAGGAGAAACUGAUUCAGGGGUGCAAAGAAAGGCUGGUAGGUGAUUUCUCUGCCCGGAUUUGCUUGGGCCCGAGAAGCGGUGCACCUCCGUGACAGGGGAGAUGGCAGGAACACUGAGGGGGGGCAGGCCAGUGCCCUGGUAGGCUGGCAGUGGGGGCAGGAAGGGGGCGAGGCCAGAGAUUUCAGAAAGUGAUGGUGAAUAGACUCUUGGUUCUGAGGGGAAGAACUGAUGCUGCUGAGUGGGCAGGUUACUUCCUAGCCCGUGACUUUUAGGGAGGGAUUGGUCUAGAGAGAAAGAAACGCCUGCAGAAAUACGCCGUGAAAUUACCGAAUAUGUUUGGUUGUGUAAAAUGCAGGCUAGCUCUUUGUGGCUGUAUGUGAUUUCAAACUUCUGGUGAUGAGACUCUCAAGAGAGUUGGUCUUUAUCACGUACAGCUCCCAGCCCCAUCUUCACAGAACUUUGCCUUUGGGGUAGAGGGGUAGGGAACCAUAUAUUUCCGAAAGAAAGUGUGCAUAGUUGCUAUUGCUCUUUGUCUGAGAUGUGACUGGCUUUUAAAUUAGUCGUAACUGUUUAAUAGAAGUCUGGUAUAUGCUAAGUCCCAGGCUUAGUUGACAACUCAGGCUGUGACAACCGUGACCUUUAAGAGGUCUCUGGUUCUGGAAAUCUGUGGUUUCCGAUUGUCCAGAACAGGCAGUUCCCAGUUCUACUUUGUUUUCUACCUGCUCAGUGCUCCGGACUUCCCUCUCAAUUGAGGAGUCGGUAAUUCUCCCUGCAUCUUCUCUGUUGAUUUCAGGGUCCGAUGCUCUGCGUCUCCCAAGAUUUCCUGAAGCAUCAGAGAAGCUUGACCACAGAGCCCCUGGCUUUCCUUUCAAAGCAGCAGACAUACUAUCUAGUAUGUUGUCUCUGCUCCUUUAUCAGCUUCUCUAAAUUUCUUCUUUUGCGAGAGUUAGCACCUCCUCCUAGGACUUUGAAGCAGUCUUUGCCAGUUUGUUACUGCAUUUUCCUCGAACUUCUCAGGUUUCCAGGCCACAUCCUGGCAGGACAUUAAGCAGCCCUGCGUUGGAUGUUCUCAGCGUUCUUGACUUCCUUUUGAUUGUAGCUGUUGGGCCUCCUGUAGGUAGAAAUCUUUCCUGCCAAAUGAGACAUCAGCCAGUUCCACCCCCUUUUACUGACUCAGCUUUUUCAAGCACCCUUUUCUCUCUUUUCUGCCUUUUCCUCAGUCUUUCAAGUUCUUCUUGGAAGGAAGAAGUUCUUGGUCAGAGGUCCUGGAAACCACCACCAGUUGGGGGUGGUGAGAGAGGUGAGGAGGGUGGAUGGUCCCGGGGCUUCUCGGAAAGGGGCCUUCACGGUUAUUUUCCUUAUUUAGGGAGAGGGAUUAAGGAUUCUCAAGCCCUGAGGCUUAUCCAUAUUUCAGUGUAAACAGAAAAAGACAUUCCAAAACCAAAUAGAAGUGAUUUUUCUACCAAAUCUAUUCUUUAUUAUUUGUGGUGCCCUUGGUCUCUGACAUUAAUUCUAGAGAUUGGGCAAUUGACGCAGUUAACAUUUCUUUACCAGAAAGAAGGCUAAUUUUCAUAAUUAAAAGAGGUGUGAAGUAACUCUUGAAUAUUUAUGCUCGAAGCAUAAAAAGAGGAAAGCACUGUUAUGUGGAUCUUUUCAAUAGGAAAAUUCAGAAAGUGGAAUGAUUCAUCCAUGGGGAUAAUUCUUUUAGGAGAUUCUGUGCUCAAAGGGAAUGGAAUGGCUUCUGAUCCUUCUGAAAAGAAAAGGAAUCGCCUUUUUCUUAAACCUAGCCCACUUUCAGCAUUGGAGAACACAGAACUUUUUCUUCUGGCUGCUGGUGUUAGUAUUUCCCGAGAGAGAGAGAGAGAGAGAGAGAGAGAGAGAGAGAGACAGAGAGACAGAGAGACAGAGAGACAGAGAGACAGAGAGAGAGAGAGAGAGAGAGAGAGAGAGAGAGAGAGAAGCCCCUGUGGCACUUUUCCGAGCCCAGCAGAGUCAGCAAAGCUUGGGCUUCUGUCAGCAGGUUUGCGGUUGAUCCCAACAUGCAGGUUUUCACACGUGCAAUCAUGUUGGGAACGGAAGAAUCAGCUGAAUGUGCAAGGAUUCCUUCUGCAAGAGGCCGAAGGCCUGCUCCUCACUCCUUUCUCCCAUAUUCCCUCCUCCAAGGUGAUGGGCUUCCUUCUUACUUGUCUGUGUCUGUCUGUCUGUCUGAGUGCUCAGAUGUGGCGCCCUCCCAAGCUAAUGGGUCAGGUGGAGAGCAAAGCAACUUUCCCACGGAAGGGGACAACUUGAGGUGCUGGUACAUUUCCCUUGUUUUCUAUGUUCUUCUUUCUAGUAGGUCUCAUGUAGAGAUGGAGAUAUUUUUGUUUUAGAGAUUCCAAAGUAUAUAUUUUUAGUGUAAGAAAUGUACCCUCUCCACACUCCUUGGUGUAAAUAGAACCGAGAACAAAUGUGUCGUUGUGAUAAUCCCAUAGCAGUCUGUGGUAGGAAUAGGACCCCUCUCCCUCACCGCCAGGUCUCAUGGUCUGUGUCUGUGAACCAGGGGAGGUGAUGGUGACACCUCCACCUGCCCAGACCUUCCUGUGCUCAAUGGGUGAAAAAUAAAGUCUGUGUAAACUGUGUA
Molecule: messenger RNA, 8837 nt
Organism: Equus caballus (horse)
Lineage: Eukaryota; Metazoa; Chordata; Mammalia; Perissodactyla; Equidae
Gene: SLC4A8
Product: solute carrier family 4 member 8
Biological process (GO): bicarbonate transport; regulation of intracellular pH; monoatomic anion transport
Cellular component (GO): plasma membrane
Molecular function (GO): solute:inorganic anion antiporter activity; sodium:bicarbonate symporter activity; monoatomic anion transmembrane transporter activity
Source: RefSeq, a predicted model, not a curated record